AUGAAUUGUAAAAAGGUAAAGCGAAAAUCAAGGAUUGACAAAGAAACCGACAAUCAUCAGCUCCUGCAGUUGGAAGAGAAAGAUGUGGUGUCAUCGGUAGCUACUGUGCUCUCUGAUUUGUGCAGUCCUGGACAAUGGAUGGCGAUGGAGAAGCUUCAUACGGAGUUGUUAGAACAGUUUAGCAAUAUCUGGCAUCACGGUCCUGUAAGGAGAUAUCUCACAUCUGAGGAGCAUUCUUGUCCUGAAGCAAAGGAAAAACCAUGGUAUGGAUUGCUUAUGUUGUUACGAAAGUACCCGGAACACUUUGUGAUCAAUACUCGGUCCAAGGGCCGGAUAAAGCACGAGUUUGUUUCUCUUGUCUCUCUGCUUUCGUGAGAUCUUGUAACACCAGUCAAUCAUCUAGCAUGCGAUUCAUUUGGGAAGUGAAAAACUCAAGGAUUGUCAACCUUGAAACAGUAGUUGUGAAAUGUGGUAGGACCUGAACCCUGUUUCAGUUGCAUGUAAUUGACUCCGACACGGUUUUGAUUGGUGUUUUAUUUUGGACAAGGAAUUUUUGUAUAUACAAAUUGUUAUAUUAAGAGUAUUUAGCUCAGUCCUG
Messenger RNA from Ilex paraguariensis (yerba mate), 598 nucleotides. The record is from the annotation of a GenBank genome assembly. NCBI's taxonomy places the organism in Eukaryota, Viridiplantae, Streptophyta, Magnoliopsida, Aquifoliales, Aquifoliaceae.